Grosmannia clavigera kw1407 is the source of this 2487-nucleotide messenger RNA. Its product is annotated as beta-glucosidase. Gene Ontology annotation, biological process: glucan catabolic process. The transcript has 4 exons. The record is from RefSeq and is a predicted model, not a curated record. Gene Ontology annotation, molecular function: beta-glucosidase activity. Bases 1 to 2487 code for a protein of 828 amino acids. NCBI's taxonomy places the organism in Eukaryota, Fungi, Ascomycota, Sordariomycetes, Ophiostomatales, Ophiostomataceae.
AUGGCAGAUAUUGACAUUGACGAUGUGCUUGCAAAGCUCAGCGUGCCAGAAAAAGUCGCCCUGACUUCCGGGAUCGACUUUUGGCACACUGUGUCCGUUCCCAGAUUGGGGGUUCCAUCCAUCCGUAUGUCGGAUGGCCCCAAUGGAGUCCGCGGCACGCGUCUCUUUAACGGCAUCCGGUCGUCCUGUUUGCCGAGUGCGGUAGCACUGGGGGCCAGCUGGGAUGUCGAACUUAUGGAGGAUCUCGGUCAACUCCUUGGUAGAGAGGCAAAAGCCAAAGGGGCCCAUGUCCUCUUGGGCCCAACGAUCAACAUCCAAAGGUCGCCCCUCGGUGGCCGGGGCUUUGAAUCCUUCUCCGAGGACGCCGUGCUGUCGGGAAAUCUGGCAGGACACUAUUGCAAAGGAAUCCGCAGUGAAAAAAUCAUACCGACACUGAAGCACUUUGUAUGCAACGACCAAGAACAUGAGAGAAAGGCAGUCAAUGUGAUUGUCACGGACAGGGCCCUAAGAGAAGUCUACCUUCUUCCCUUCCAGAUUUCCUUGAAGCUCUCCGGUGCGGAGGCGAUCAUGACGUCAUACAACAAGGUUGGUGGCAUUCACGUCAGUGAGCACAAGGAAUUGAUCGACGGCAUUCUACGAAAGGACUGGGGAUGGGAUGGAACCGUGAUCAGUGACUGUGUUAGUGAAGCCAUCAAUGCAGGGCUAGACCUGGAGAUGCCGGGACCUUCACGCUUUCGGCAGAACGCGCUUACUGCGUGCGUAUCCUCGAACAAGGUCUUACCUAUGGUUCUGGAUGAAAGGGUGCGGAAUGUCCUCAAGCUGAUCAAGAGGGCAGCCGGUUCUCGGAUUCCUGAGCAUGCACCCAUGCGCGAGCUCAAUUCUCCAGAAGACCGCGACUUGCUUCGCCGGGCCGUGGCUGAGUCGGUAGUACUCCUCAAGAAUGAGAAGAGUAUCCUGCCCCUCGAUCCCAAACGAUCGGUGGCUGUCAUUGGCCCCAACGCGAAGGCAGCGUUUACAUGUGGUGGAGGCUCGGCAUGGCUGCCCGGGUACCAUUCUAUCAGCCCUCUAGAGGGAAUCACAUCGAAAGUUCAGAGGGAUAGCAAAGUACAGUUCUCACAAGGAAUUACCUCCUUCAAAAAGCUCCCGCAAUUAGGCCCACACUUAACCACACCCAAGGGCGAAGUUGGAUUCAUCUUUCGAGCCUACAAUGAGCCGCCAUCGGUGAAUAGUCGCCAGGUUGUUGAUGAGUUGCACCUGGAGGCUUCAAAGGCCAUUCUCUUCGAUUACACGCCUCCUGGUCUUCACCCUACAACAUUCUAUGCUGAGGCUGAAGGUACGUUUACGCCGACAGAGAGUGGUAUGUAUGACUUUGGCGUCACUGUCGCGGGUACAGGACAGUUGUUUAUCGACCAAGAGCUCGUGGUCGACAACGAGACCGUGCAGAAUGCUGGCAAUUCAUUCUUUGGAAUGGGGACCGUGGAAGAGCUCGGCUCCAAGGUGCUCGAGGCUGGAGUACCAUAUACUGUCCUCUUCCGUUUCGGAAGUGCCCCUCUGAGCAAAGUAACGAACCCGAAAGUCGUGUCGUUUGGCAAAGGUGGUUUUUCCUUUGGUGCUAGCCGACGCGUGGAGACAGAACAGGCCAUUGCAGACGCUGUGUCCUUGGCUGGAUCUGCAGAGCAGGUGGUGCUCGUGGUCGGCCUCAACGGUGAGUGGGAAUCAGAAGGAUUCGACCGCCCUAAUAUGGACCUACCGCCACACACGGAUCGUCUUGUCUCGGCCGUUCUGGCUGCCAAUCCAGACAUUGUGGUUGUGGUCCAGAGCGGAAGUCCGGUCAGCAUGCCCUGGGUCGAUGACGCUGCCACAAUUCUCCAGGCAUGGUAUUCCGGCGACGAAGGUGGCCAUGGGCUGGCUGAUGUGCUCUUUGGGGACGUGAAUCCAAGUGGUGCGCUUCCAUUCACAUAUCCCCGACGGGUCCAGGAUAACCCGGCGUAUAUCAACUUUCUUUCCGAGUCUGGCCGCGUUCUGUACGGCGAGGACGUAUAUGUAGGUUACCGUUAUUAUGACAAGGUCGAUCGCCCGACUCUCUUUCCAUUCGGCCAUGGCCUGUCCUACACCACGUUCUUGACAUCCGAGCUGGAGGUUGCUCUCUUCGAAGAAGAACCUACCCGGCUAGGCAGUGACGAGAAAGUCCGUGUCACUCUCAAUCUCACGAAUAUUGGAGACCGUGCAGGAGCUGUGGUGAUCCAGAUAUACAUUGUGCCUGCCAGAGAGACUGUGCGAAACGGAAAGGUUGACCGCCCCAUCAAGGAGCUGAAGGGCUUUUCCAAGUCGUUCCUGGACCCUGGACAAACCAAAAACAUCGUGGUAGAUAUACCCACCAGGUUGGCAACCAGCUGGUGGAACGAGCAGAGGAACCAGUGGCAUAGUCAGGCCGGUGUCUACGAAGUCUGGGCAGUAACAUCUGCGGGGCACCCCAAAAUCACCUAG